AUGAAUAACCUCUCUUUAAUGCUGAAUAGAGCUGCUGAGGAGGGGAAGUUUCAGUAUUAUCACAACUGCGACACUGCCAAACUCACACAUCUUUGUUUCGCCAACGAUCUCCUCAUCUUUGUGGAUGGGUCAUUGUCCUCGGUCCAAAAUGUACUUCAUGUUCUGCAAGAAUUUGAGGAUCGGUCUGGUCUAGCUAUCAGCCUCCAAAAAUCCUCUUUCUAUGGUGGUGGUCUCAGUGAGGAAGAGAUCAGCUUAAUCAGUUCCACUACUGGUCUUCCACAUGGUACACUCCCUGUUCGUUAUCUUGGUGUACCUCUCUGUACAAAAAAGCUUACUAUUCAGAACUGUGAGCCACUUUUACAACAAGUCAAAGGGAAAAUCAACCAUUGGUGUUCGAAGUCCUUAUCUUUUGCGGGUCGGCUUCUGCUCAUAAACAAUGUCAUUGCAGGGAUCUCUAACUUCUGGUGCUCCACUUUCCUUCUCCCAAAAGCUUGCAUUCGCAAGAUUAAUUCCAUGUGUAAUGCCUUCUUGGGGAAAGGUCAACUGGCAGGACACCAUUCUGCAAGGGCUCAGUUUGGGUGGCAUGGUAUCGAUCACACUUCCUUCGGGGUUCUCUUAGUAGCUCCUGGACAAUGA
Camelina sativa (false flax) is the source of this 636-nucleotide messenger RNA. NCBI's taxonomy places the organism in Eukaryota, Viridiplantae, Streptophyta, Magnoliopsida, Brassicales, Brassicaceae. The record is from RefSeq and is a predicted model, not a curated record.